CGUUUAACGUGUUUCGACGGGCACCGAAGGCUCCGUCCAAGUCGUACCCUGCCAAAGCAUUCGCCGAUUCUUCGUGUCAUCAUGGUGUGGCCUGUUGUUCCGUCGUCGUCCGUCGUGCACAACUUCCUGCGGCGAUCCCAUGCAUCCUUCGAUCUGCUCUCGUGCGGUUCGGCCUUGGUCGAUGUCGUCAGCCACGUCAAGCACCUGCCUGGCGCUCAUCAUACCACCUAUCUCCACGUACAAAGGCUCCUCCUGCCAAUGCCAUGCUCUGAUGGCGUUCCCCUACCAUAGCGCAAGAACGUAGCAAAGGAAGUUGUGGCUGGUGGCGCCAUGAACCAUUUGGCGUGGUGUCAAGCGCUGGGUCUGAAUUCCGGCCUAUUGGCCUUUCAGGGCGCGGAUAAAUAUGGCGACAUGAUUCGAGAAAAGCUGCACGAACACCAAGUCAACACGGACUACCUCGUCCAGAACGAAGAUUUUGAGACCACUGUGUUGCGCACGUUCGUCGCAGCGUCCGGCGACUCGUGCUCGAUCUUGUCGGGUGGGUCCAUGCUGGAGCUUCCCCAGCACGCGGUGAAGAUGUUUUUCGCCGAACCGUUGCAACACGCAAAGUGCGUAUCCACGGAAAUCCGCCACCUGCCGCUGAAUAGUGUCGAAGAAGCCCUUGACCUGGCCGUGCAUUCGAUUCGCUUCCUCGAUCUUGCGUUGCUGCCGUCGAUUGCUGUGCAUGAUGCAGGCCUUGGAGACUGGAAAACGCUAGAGCGCUGCAUUGCCAAGUCCACGGUCGUCAAAGCGUCUGUGGACGCCGCGAGAGAGCUGACCAACGACCCCGCCGCUUCUCCCGAAGACAUUGCGCGCCGGCUUCACGAGAAAUAUAACGUUCCUUUCGUCGCCCUGACUGACAAUGCACGUGAAGUCGUGAUGGCGUUUGCGCUCGCGGGAGGCAUGUGCUACACGUGCACCGUCGCAUGGCCAGCGUCCUCAACGCCCAUCGACGUACAAGGCGCGGACGAUGCUUUUUUCAGCGGCGUCAUUGCUGGCGUCCACCGAUGGGGUUUGCCCGACAACCAUGAGUCGGCCGUGCGGCUAGCGACGCUGGCCGGUGCGAUCCGACGUACGUGUGUCGAAAACUUGGGAGCUCUGCCAUCUGAAGAAACGGCCGUGCGGCUCCAGCAGAUGCUGCCCUUCUCGACGGCGAUCAAGGCCCGCACGCAGUCGGUGGACUCGAUGCCUUUCGUCAAAGCCAUUGAUGGCCCCAACUCGUCGCUCACAAGGGAUAUCGAAGCCCUCUUGAACCUUCGCCGAUUGUUCCACAACCUCGACUACGCCACGCACUUUCAAUCGUUCGUCCAGCGAAUCAUCACGAGUCGUGAGCAACGGAAUCGCGUGUACACGAGCGGCAUUGGCAAGUCGGGCAUCGUUGCCAAACGGUUUGCCUCAACGCUGAGCUCGCUCUCGAUCCCGUCGCAGUGGAUUCACGGCAGCGAGUGGACUCACGGCGAGCUGGGCAACCUCUUGCCUGGUGACGUGAUCGUGCUCUUCUCCAACAGCGGGAAAACCCCCGAGCUCCUCAACUUGCCCAACGUGUUUCGUGAAUUCGACUGCGACGUGAUGUGCGUCGUCGGGAACGACGACAGCCCUCUGUACCACGCGAGCGACUACAAAAUCUUUACCCCCGCCAAGGACUGCCUCUUCGACAGCGUCCCCGCCCGAAGCAUCGUUGCCCAGGAAGCUGUGUGCAAUGCCGUUGCCGAGUCGGUUGUCGCGAUCACCGGCAUCAAGCGCGCCACGUUCAAGAAGAACCAUCCUGGGGGAAAUAUUGGAGCUGUGGCCGCCGCCACACAAAAGACGUCGCCAUCCAAUCCGCAAACGGGCAAGUGAGUCGUGUGCACUGCCGCGUUUUGAAUUGGCACGUCUUUAAGUUAUGUAAAAA
This is a messenger RNA of Aphanomyces invadans, 1930 nucleotides long. RefSeq lists its product as hypothetical. Gene Ontology annotation, molecular function: carbohydrate derivative binding. The coding region runs from base 331 to 1878 and encodes 515 amino acids. The transcript has 4 exons. NCBI's taxonomy places the organism in Eukaryota, Oomycota, Saprolegniomycetes, Saprolegniales, Verrucalvaceae. Gene Ontology annotation, biological process: carbohydrate derivative metabolic process. The record is from RefSeq and is a predicted model, not a curated record.